UCCUUCGCUUCAAUCUCUGUCGCCCUCUGGCCUGCAGGCCUUGGGAGAUCCGUAGGGAGGACGCCGGGAUACCCGGAAGCCGGGAGAUGACACAUUGCUGGUCUGGAGGGGAAAAGGCAGAAAUGAUUCCUCUCCUCUGGAUUAAGUUCCACUUGUGAAAGGAGAAAAACUAUCCCAAAGGACAAGGAUAACGCACCUGAGGGAGAUGGUGUAAGAACCCACAAGAAGCAUCUCAGGUACACGGGAGAGCAAGUUCAGUGUCUCCUGAGAAGGUGGUCACCAGGUGUGACUUGUCCAGAUAUCUCACCUCAGGAGAAAUCCAAGAAGAGGAGGAAGAGGAAGAAAUGGCUGGUUCUCAGGGGCUGUUGACAUUCAGGGAUGUGGCCAUAGAAUUCUCUCCAGAGGAGUGGGAAUGCCUGGACCCUGCUCAGCGGGUUUUGUACAGGAAUGUGAUGUUAGAGAACCACAGAAACCUGUUUUUUCUGGGCCUUGCUGUCUCUAAGCCAGACCUGAUCACGUGCCUGGAGCAAAGGAAAGAGCCUUGGAAUGUGAAGAGACACAUCACAUUAGUCAAACCUCCAGGUAGGUGGGAGGAAUGUAGCAGAUGACACAGGUCGAGGGAGCAGAGCUUGAAGUGUUGUUUGGGAAAGUGGAUUGCUACAAU
Carlito syrichta (Philippine tarsier) is the source of this 664-nucleotide messenger RNA. RefSeq names its product protein ZNF738-like. Gene Ontology annotation, biological process: regulation of DNA-templated transcription. The record is from RefSeq and is a predicted model, not a curated record. Lineage: Eukaryota; Metazoa; Chordata; Mammalia; Primates; Tarsiidae. Bases 345 to 608 code for a protein of 87 amino acids. The transcript has 5 exons.